CGUGUAGGACUAAUCAAUGAAAGGGAUACCACGGCGCCUCCCACUCGGUGCAUAAAAACGCCUAUUUCUUGCAUCUCAAAGACAGCGUUUAACGUUACUAACGUUAGUUUACUUGCCUAUGAUAUUCUGUUUGUGCUUCGGAUUGCCAAAUGUGUUAACUACAUUGCUGAACGUUAGUUUACUUGCCUAUGAUAUUCUGUUUGUGCUUCGGAUUGCCAAAUGUGUUAACUACAUUGCUGGGAGGAACCCAGAGUCAACAUAUCCACCCUUUAAAGGACAUGGAGAAAGGGUAACAUCAUGCGCAGUACCGAGAUGAGAGGGCGAAGGAGCAUGUGAAGAUGUCCCUAAAGACUGCUAAAAGAUGGUGCUUUAGACUGUUCGCUGUUGUACUGUUCUUAGUCUCCUACUACUGCUUCCACGUUUUCCUUCAGAGUUAUGGAGGCACCAGCAAGUCUCCUUUGACUCCUAGCAAGUCACUGUGUGGCGGCUGGCUAAAGCAGAAGAAGUGGGAGAGCCUCAAUUUUAACAUUAGCAGACAAACAGAGCUCUUCUUCAAACUGGAUGAUUUCUUCUGGCGACAACAUCAGUCCACAUUAGCGUUGCCCUACGGUAUUAAAGGAAGUGAGUUACUGCUGCUGAGAGUGUUAGCCAUUAUUGCCAAUUACAAAAUGCCGGCCAGCAUUGAUCGUCUAGACUGCAGAACAUGUGCAGUCAUAGGAAAUGGGUUUGCCAUUAAAAACAGCUCCUUGGGGGGCGUCAUCAACGAGUAUGAUGUGGUGAUCCGGCUGAAUGAUGCCCCUGUCAGAGGUUAUGAGGAUGACGUGGGGAACAAGACCACUAUGCGUCUCUUCUACCCUGAGUCGGCCUCCUACAACCCCAGCAUGCACAACGACCCCGACACCCUUAUGGUCCUAGUGCCUUUCAAACAGCAGGACCUCCGCUGGCUCAAAGAGAUCCUGUACGACGAGAAGAGGGUGAGAAAAGGUUUCUGGAAGCCCCCUCCACAGAUCUGGCUGGGCAGGACCAGUCGCAUCCGGGUGCUGGACCCUCACUUCCUGCAUAGGACGGCCAGCAGUCUGCUACAAAUCCCACUUCAACCAAAGAGCAAACAGCGAGCCCCUGUGUCAGAGACUGAGGCUGUGCUCUCUUUGGACUGCUGAAAUGCAAACACAACUGGCUGGUGUCUGUGCCGAGGGAACAGUGGGAAAGAAGGGGUCCUGCAGGCGAUCAGCGGGGCAGCCCGAGCAUAGCACUCCUCCAUCUGCGUGGCCCUACAGGCAAGAUGAGCUCAACCUUGGCUGGCUGUCUCCUGGUUGGCUGGGUGUCUGGCUGGAGGGCGUAGGCUGUUUACUCUGAGCGAGAACAGGAACAGGAACCAUGCCGAGCACUCGAUCCUGGCCCCUUUGCCCUCAUUCCCCUCUCCCCUGUCACUUUCCUGGGUCACGGGCCCGACCGCAGCCCCACAUCCCCAAUGCCAAACUCUCACUCCCUCCCUGUGGCUGCCAUGUUGGCAGUCAUCCACAUGCCCUGUGAGAAGGCAGCAGCAGCAGGCAGUUCCCCUGGUUACAAUACAGAGGCUGACUGAGCUGAGGAGAGCUAGAGGGCUAACUAAUGCCCCUGUCGGUCAGACAGCCCCCACCGCCACCCCCUUCCAAAACAAAGGUCCGACUCGCACCAAUCUGGUCUGCUUGGCGAACAGCAGUAACAAUAUUCACCUCACCAAGACUCCAUGGGCCAAUGUCCAAACUAUGCGAGGCACUACAGAAGUUGGAGCGCUCGGUGACCGACCACAUGAGACUAAUGCACACAGAAUGUCAGAUUUAGUCGAGCCAGGCUCAGGAAGAAAAGGCACUUAUGCUAAGUGCAUUAGGAACCAGGUUUGGAGGAAUGUCCUGUACAGUGUGAUGAAGAGAGGAGAAGCACAGGUUUGAGAACUUGGUUUCUCCAGUUUCUCUCUCCUUAGGGCACGAGUAAUGGCUGUCCAGGUCAGACAGCAUGCUUGUAAAGCCCUGCCGGAUUCACUCACUGACUCACUGACUGACUCACUGACUGACUGACUGACUCACUCACUCACUCACUCACUCACUCACUCACUGACAUUUACCUUGGAAAGGCUCCUGCACCCAGUAUUGGUCUGCCAUUUUGAAGGUUUUAUGUAUUGUUGUUUUAUUUGUAUUUUAUUUGGCUGAUUUAUACUGCAGACCCACAGCACCUCAGUAGGGUUUUAUUGGAAGGAAUUGAGAAAGCAGUAGGUGGGAAUAAUGUGCCUGAACAAGAAGCUUCCUUGGAAAUGGUGAGUAGUUGAGUAAACCAAGGUUAAGGAUUACAUGGAACAGAUAAGGGAGAGUCGGGUAAGUUGAGCCAAAGGAAUAAGUUAUGUCACCUAUCAUUUCAGUCAGUGGAGGAAGAAAUCACAUGGAAAAAGUGGUAAACAACUUAGGGCCAAAAAACGGAUUUUCACCAAGUCAAAUGAAUUUAUUGUGUUAGAGGUUUCACGAUGCUUGUAUCUAAACCAAAGUAGAUACUUUUAAGAUUGUUCUUAAAGGCAUUAUCUCUGGAAUCAAAUCAAAUGCUAUUUGUCAAAUGCGCCGAAUACAACAUACCUUAUAGUGAAAUGCUUACUUUACAAGCCCUUAACAACAAUGCAGUUUGAAGAAAAACUCCUAAAAAAGGUAUACAUAAAAUAACAAAUAAUUUAGAGAGCAGCAGUAAAAUAACAAUAGCGAGGCUAUAUACAGGGGGUACCGGUACAGAGUCAAUAUUCGGGGGCACAGGAUAGUUGAGGUAAUUGAGGUAAUAUGUACAUGUAGAUAGAGUUAUUAAAGUGACUAUGCAUAGAUAAUAACAGAGAGUAGCAGCAGCGUAAAAGAGGGGGGGCAAUGCAAAUAGUAGUUAGUUUGAUUAUAUGUUCAUGAGUCUUAUAGCUUGGGGGUAGAAGCUGUUUAGAAGCCUCUUGUGCCUAGACUUGGCACUCAGGUACGGCUUGCCUUGCGGUAUUAAAGAGAACAGUCUAUGACUAGGGUGGCUAGAGUUUUUGGCAAUUUUUAGGGCCUUCCUCUGACACCGCCUGUUAUAGAGAUCCUGGAUGGCAGGAAGCUUGGCCCCAGUGAUGUACUGGGCCGUACGCGGUCAGAGGCCGAGCAGUUGCCAUACCAAGCAGUGAUGCAACCAGUCAGGAUGCUCUCGAUGGUGCAGCUGUAGAACCGUUUGAGGAUCUGAGGACCCAUGCCAAAUCUUUUCUGUCUCCUAAGGGGGAAUAGGUUUUGUCGUGCCCUCUUCAUGACUGUCUUGGUGUGCUUGGGCCAUGUUAGUUUGCUGGUGAUGUGGACACCAAAGGAACAAAGCUCUCAACCUGCUCCCCUGCCGCCCCGUCGAUGAGAAGGGGGCGUGCUCGGUCCUCUUUUUCCUGUAUUCCACACUCAUCUCCUUUGUCUGGUUCACGUUGAGGGAGAGGUUGUCUCUGACCUCCUUCGCUUAGUGAUUAGCUUUGAGGGCACUAUGGUGUUGAACGCUGACCUGUAGUCAAUGAAUAGCAUUCUCACAUAGGUGUUGCUUUUGUUGAGGUGUGAAAGGGCAGUGUGGAGUAAAGAUAGUACCAUCUGUUGGUGCAGUAUGCAAAUUGGAGUGGGUCUAGGGAUAAUGGUGUUGUGAGCCAUGAGCAGCCUUUCAAAGCACUUCAUGGCUCCAGGUGUGCUACAGGUCGGUAGUCAUGAGGUAACAACAGGGCCUGGCCUAUGUGUUUUUCUUUUUAAAUAGAAACUGUUUGUUAGGUCUUAAGCCUGUGUUAAUAGAUGCUUAUAAUGAUUAAAAGACAAAAAGCGGUUGGGAUUGUGUAGAAUUGUGUUUUGGAAAUAAAGGUAGACAUGGUUUUAGAAAGGAAGCGGUAAUCAUUUAAUUCGGUACAGACUUUUGGGGUGGAUUAACCACAUACCCGUUAUAAAUUGUGCCAAGAGAUAACUUUUCUUUUCAAAACUGUAAUGUUUACAUGAAUUAUGAUUAUUUCCAGGGAUACACAACAUUCUGAAAUAUAUGUAGAUAUCUUUGUUAGAAAGUAUACUAUAUUUCCCUUGAUGGGAGUGAUGUUGAAUGUAAAAAAAAGGCUCAAUUUAACCUACUCUUUGGAAAAGGGGAUUUUACUCCCCCCCCACAGCUCUCAUGUAGAAACAAUUUCCCUCUGCUGCCUCUGUGAAAGAAAAGUUCUUAUUUACAAUGACGGCCUACCAGAAGGCAAAGGCCUCCUGUGGGGACGGGGGCUGGGAUUAAAAAUACAAAAUAAAAUCAAAAAUAUAGGACAAAACACACAUCAUGACAGGAGAGACACCACAACACUUAAAGAGAUACCUAAAGACAACAACAUUUCAAGGCAGCAACACAUGAAAACACAGUAUGGUAGCAACACUUGACAACAACAUGGUUGCAACACAACAUGGCAGAAGAACAACAUGGUAGCAGCACGAACAUGGUACAAACAUUAUUGGCCACAGACAACAGCACAAAGGGCAAGAGGGUAGAGACGACAAUACAUCACGCGAAGCAGCCACAACUGUCAGCAAGAGUUUCCAUGACUGAGUCUUUGCAUGAAGAGAUGGAGAUAAAACGUCCAGUUUGAGUGGUUUUUUUUGCAGCUCGUUCCAGUCGCUAGCUGCAGCGAACUGAAAAGAGGAGCUACCUAGGGAUGUGUGUCCAUGAACGGAAUCAAACCAGGGACACCCCUCACAUUGUACUGGAGACAAAAAGUCAAAACUCCUAGUUCCCUCUCGCUUUGUCUAAGUACACAUUAAGGAAAGGGUACACUGCUCUGGAAUUUACUUGUCAUGCCAACUAAUGUACUAGAAAUGCAGGACUAUGGGAGUUUUUACUGGUCUCGGAUGCCCCCUACUGUGUCAAACAUAAUACUACAUGUAUAUUACUUAAGCAAAAAGGCACGAGGGGGUGUGGUAUAUGGCUAAUAUACCAUGGCUAAGGACUGUUCUUAGGCAUGACAGCGUUGAUGACGAAGUUGGCCAUAUACCACAAACUCCCGAGGUGCCUUAAUGCUAUUAUAAACUGGUUACCUACUUAAUUAGAGGAGUAAAAUUAAAUGUUUUGUCAUACACGUGGUAUAUGGUCUGAUAUACCACGGCUGUCAGCCAAUCAGCAUUCAGGGCUGGAACCACACAGUUUAUAAUAUACCGUAGGUCUCAUUGGUUUUGGUUCUCACUCCUACAGAAACCGGUACACCCCACUACAGGGAUCCUUGCCGUGUUCGUGGCACUCAACUACUGUGAUGUGGUCCACAUAGCUGGUUUUGGAUAUCCAGCAU
Molecule: messenger RNA, 5302 nt
Organism: Oncorhynchus masou masou (cherry salmon)
Lineage: Eukaryota; Metazoa; Chordata; Actinopteri; Salmoniformes; Salmonidae
Product: CMP-N-acetylneuraminate-beta-galactosamide-alpha-2,3-sialyltransferase 4-like
Exons: 11
Coding region: 339-1160 (273 amino acids)
Biological process (GO): glycolipid biosynthetic process
Molecular function (GO): sialyltransferase activity
Source: RefSeq, a predicted model, not a curated record